Messenger RNA from Conger conger (European conger), 1928 nucleotides. Its product is annotated as tubulin beta chain-like. Gene Ontology annotation, biological process: microtubule cytoskeleton organization; mitotic cell cycle. Lineage: Eukaryota; Metazoa; Chordata; Actinopteri; Anguilliformes; Congridae. The record is from RefSeq and is a predicted model, not a curated record. Bases 113 to 1453 code for a protein of 446 amino acids. Gene Ontology annotation, cellular component: microtubule; cytoplasm. The transcript has 4 exons. Gene Ontology annotation, molecular function: structural constituent of cytoskeleton; GTPase activity; GTP binding.
ACUGGGUUUUAUAAAUGCUGAAAUCGGCGAGCCGGUCGCAUCCUUCUUCUGGACCGCAGGCACACGAACCGUGAAGGGCGCGGCCAUCAGCUCACCAGAUCAGACUCUCACCAUGCGGGAAAUUGUACACAUUCAAGCGGGACAAUGUGGAAACCAGAUCGGUGCCAAGUUCUGGGAAGUGAUCAGCGACGAACAUGGCAUCGACCCUACCGGCAGUUACCAUGGCGACAGCCCCUUACAGCUGGAACGAAUUAAUGUGUACUACAACGAGGCCAACGGUAAUAAGUACGUGCCUCGUGCCAUUCUGGUGGACCUGGAGCCCGGCACCAUGGAUUCUGUGCGGUCCGGUCCUUUCGGACACAUUUUCAGGCCCGACAAUUUCGUCUUCGGUCAGAGUGGCGCAGGGAACAACUGGGCGAAGGGCCACUACACAGAGGGAGCGGAGCUGGUGGACUCGGUCAUGGACGUGGUGAGGAAGGAGGCAGAGAGCUGUGACUGCCUGCAGGGCUUCCAGCUCACCCACUCCCUGGGCGGGGGCACGGGCUCCGGCAUGGGCACCCUGCUGAUCAGCAAGAUCCGGGAGGAGUACCCCGACCGCAUCAUGAACACGUUCAGCGUCAUGCCCUCCCCGAAGGUGUCGGACACGGUGGUGGAGCCCUACAACGCCACGCUGUCCGUGCACCAGCUGGUGGAGAACACGGACGAGAGCUACUGCAUCGACAACGAGGCGCUCUACGACAUCUGCUUCCGCACGCUCAAGCUGACCACGCCCACCUACGGCGACCUCAACCACCUGGUGUCGUCCACCAUGAGCGGGGUCACCACCUGCCUGCGCUUCCCCGGGCAGCUCAACGCCGACCUGCGCAAGCUGGCCGUCAACAUGGUGCCCUUCCCCCGCCUGCACUUCUUCAUGCCCGGCUUCGCCCCGCUCACCAGCAGGGGGAGCCAGCAGUACCGCGCCCUCUCCGUGCCCGAGCUCACCCAGCAGAUGUUCGACGCCAAGAACAUGAUGGCGGCCUGCGACCCGCGGCACGGCCGCUACCUCACCGUGGCCGCCAUCUUCCGCGGACGCAUGUCCAUGAAGGAGGUGGACGAGCAGAUGCUGAACGUGCAGAACAAGAACAGCAGCUACUUCGUGGAGUGGAUCCCCAACAACGUCAAGACGGCCGUCUGCGACAUCCCGCCCCGCGGCCUCAAGAUGUCCGCCACCUUCAUCGGCAACAGCACCGCCAUCCAGGAGCUGUUCAGGCGCAUCUCCGAGCAGUUCACCGCCAUGUUCCGCCGCAAGGCCUUCCUGCACUGGUACACGGGAGAGGGCAUGGACGAGAUGGAGUUCACCGAGGCCGAGAGCAACAUGAACGACCUGGUGUCCGAGUACCAGCAGUACCAGGACGCCACCGUCGACGAACAGGGCGAGUACGAGGAAGACGAGCUGGACGACGAAGAGGCGUGAUGUCACGCGAGAUCCCACCAAUCGAAACAAAAAGCACACCUGUCCCUCUCUCUGCCUCGAGAGCAAUCCCCCGGACAUGUUGAAUCGAAGUGCAUUUUUAACCCCUUGCUUCUAAUGUAAAAGUGAGUUUAUGCGUGACUGUUUGAGUUGAGUUGCAAGUCUUGCGUGUCCGAGAGAAAUUAAACAUUCUUUCUAUUGAUAUUCUAGCGAAGUUACAAUGUGGCAACAGAGCCACGGCAACACUGUGAAGAUGUCAGCAAGUACAUGCUAACAUAAGAGGUGCACAGCGUGCUAGUGUUUUUUGGUCUGGCCCAAAGAUGGAACCAAAGGCUGUUGUUGUUGAGUGUCAAACCAUGUGCUUUUGUAAUUAUGUGCCGUAUGUUGGUGGAUUAUAAUAAAUUAUGCCAUUUAAAAAAACCCAACUCAAGACAGUUGAUAUGUAUGUAGAUUAAAAUUGGGAGUUCUACCCAACAAA